GAAAUAGGCAUAAUUUGUAAUUUUGUUUUAUAUUAAGGGCUUUUAUGUAACUUUACAUUUUAUAUAACCUAAUAUAAAUAUGCUGCUAAGGGUGAGCAGCUCGGUAAUUUUGUUUUGCACCCUCCACUUCCGCCUCACCACUUCCGCCUCACUUUACAUGGUAUCAGAGCAGAUUUCGCCAGAGCUUCUUCUUUCGCGCCGCCAAGGGUUUUGACUCCAUCACCACCGGCUCAGUAUUGGAGGUGAAGCCAUUGCAGAGGAUUCCGACGCUGAAGCCAAACCAGAUCGGAGGUGAAGCCAUUGCAGAGGUACCGGCCUACUGGGGAUAGGUCUUGGAGGCGCCAGCGUCGGCCUUGGACUCGAAGUGGUGCUGUUCGUCAGACAUUUUUGGGUUUUGAAGAGAGGAGACGGAGCAGAGGAGAGAUGGGAGAUUGGAUUUAUUGAUUGGGUUUUUCAUAUCGUAUUGACGGUAAUAUCGAUUACCCUUUUAUUUGCUUUUCUCCUUGGUUGAUUUGCAUAUUGAUUUGUUGCUGCGGAACUGGAUUCAAUAAUGACCGAGAAAAAUGAGACUUUGGCUAUCAAAUUAGAUGGAAAGAAUUUUUCUUUGUGGAAAUUCCAUUUUCAAUUCUUUGUAGAAGGCAAAGGUUUGUGGGGCUAUAUUGAUGGAACCGAGCCUAUGCCUAAAGCAUCAAAAAUCAAAGAACUUCAACAGUGGAAGAUGAAUAAUGCAAAAAUUGUUUCUUGGAUUUUGGCUUCUGUUGAUAUUAAUAUUGGAAUCCCUAUGCGAGGAUUUCGCACUGCUAAGGCAAUGUGGGAGCAUCUUGAAAAGGUCUAUCAGCAGUCAAAUUGGGCUAGGAAAUUUCAGAUUGAAUUUGACAUUUUCAAGUUUGCACAGGGUGAUAAAAAUAUUCAAGACUAUUAUGUUGCUUUCAUGAGUCUGUGGACUGAAUAUGAGCAGGGGAUUAUGGGUGACCAUGAGGACUGUUGCUUACAGAGUUUACAGACUCUGAAUGAUGAAAGAAAAGUGAUGCAAUUUUUGAUGAAGCUAAGACCUGAUUUUGAGCCUCUUUGUGCCAGUAUAUUAAACCGGGUAAAAUUGCCCUCUAUGGAUAAGUUAUUGGGAGAGCUCCUUCGGGAGGAGACUAGACUUUCAACACAAGCCACGUUAGACAAAGGGGAAGCUGAAACUGCAUUUGUUGCU
Molecule: messenger RNA, 1201 nt
Organism: Rubroshorea leprosula
Lineage: Eukaryota; Viridiplantae; Streptophyta; Magnoliopsida; Malvales; Dipterocarpaceae
Source: the annotation of a GenBank genome assembly